UGCUGCGAGCUUAAAGAAGGCAAAGCUUUGUUCGGUAACGGAUGAACGCUAUUUAUACAGGCCGAAAGUAAUCCAAAAAGUGCAUAUACAAAUUUAAUAUAAACGAAGACGUUUGUAAAACUAAAAGUGUCCAGUUUUAAGUUUUUCAACGCAGCAACUAAAAAAAGAAAAAUGUUAAAAGAAACUAUUUCAAUAAUGAUUCUAAGUGUGAUGUUCUACGGUAUUCGAUGUCAAGACUCGGAAUUUUGUAAUGCAGAAUUACUACAUAGAAGUAAUUCAACGACUGUCGAUUGCCUUUAUGGGAAUAUGAAGGUAGAUUGCAAGGAUAUAAAACCUCGUACGGAAGUGAUGGUCAUGUGUGCCGAUAGUUACCAAAUGCCGGACAGCUUAAGUCGAAAUGGCGUCUAUUAUAUGGGGUGUACAGACGACUCUAACUGGAACAGGAAAAAGAUCAAUUGUGAGCCUAUUUGUGGGGAAAGUGAAAUUGAGCCUACAGCCUCCAAUGCUCCAUGGUUUGUUCGUAUCAUAGCUCAAUCGUACGAUGUAUGUGGAGGCACCAUAAUUUCACCAAAUCUUGUGAUAACGGCAUAUCAUUGUCUCCUUGAUGAAAGUAGUGAAGCUCUUGAAGCUAAGUCUAUUCAAGUAAUGGCCGCUAAAGAGUUUGCAAACAACAGCAUUAAUAUAAUUACUAUAAAGGUGGAUCGAAUAUAUCCUAAUAGAUCUAGCGAUGUUGCCCUGCUUAAAUUAGCCAAACCAUUUACUUUGAAUAAAAACAUCAGACCAAUAUGUGUUCCGUGGGAUUUUGCUUAUAGUAGUGGUUUUGUGAAUAAGUGGCCAGUAAUAAGAGAAUAUGAUGGUGUUACAAAAUUUAGCGAAACCAGGGUCAUUGUCUCCCAAUGCAAUGCCAAUUUGACAGACGACCAAUUUUGUGUACGCCCAACCCUUAGGCGGGGGCAGCUUUGUCAAGGUGACAGUGGUGCCGGAGUAAUUACUAAAUACAGGGGUAAACACUAUUUAGUGGGCGUUAUCAGUUAUAAGCCCAAUCUUUCUUUCACCUGCACAAGAGAAUCCGUGGUUGCCGUUAGUUUCACGAAGAUAAAAAAAAUGUUUGAAUGGGUGAUUGAUAGCGAAAAGGAAAAAAAAUUCUAUGUUUAUUAAUGCUUUUUAAAAUAUAAGUAUUUUUAAUGUGAGUAAUUGAAAAUCAUGAUGUUAAAUAAUUAUUAAACUAUAGAUUGUAACUGGAAAAUGUUACUAC
This is a messenger RNA of Anastrepha ludens (Mexican fruit fly), 1255 nucleotides long. Its product is annotated as modular serine protease-like. The transcript has 5 exons. Bases 172 to 1158 code for a protein of 328 amino acids. The record is from RefSeq and is a predicted model, not a curated record. Gene Ontology annotation, biological process: proteolysis. Gene Ontology annotation, molecular function: serine-type endopeptidase activity. NCBI's taxonomy places the organism in Eukaryota, Metazoa, Arthropoda, Insecta, Diptera, Tephritidae.